CCCACCCACCGCUACUGCACCAACUGCGUCCUCAAGCAGCACCCGGGCCUCUUCUGCCCUCUCUGCUUCGAACUCCACGAAGACGCCGCCCUCCCCCCGCCGCCGCACCACCGCCUCAUGUGCGUCCGCUGCCCCUCCGUCGCCCACCGCUCCUGCGCCUUCCCCUCCACCACCGCCUCCGCCGCGCCACCGCCACCGUUCUUCUGCCCUACCUGCCUCGACGCCAACUUCACCUUCCUCAACCUCCCCGACCGCAAAACCGGCGCCGUCGACGUCCGCUCCGCCAAGGUCCUCGUUGCGCGCCGCGCCAGGGAGGCCGCCGUCGCCAGGAAGCGGGCCAAGGAGGCGCUGGAGCACCUCGCGGAGGUCCUCGCCUGCGAGCAGGCGGAGCGGGACGAGCUGAAGGAGCAGAACGGCGUCGCCUCUGCCGGCCGCCGCCGCGCCGCGUGA
Molecule: messenger RNA, 450 nt
Organism: Cajanus cajan (pigeon pea)
Lineage: Eukaryota; Viridiplantae; Streptophyta; Magnoliopsida; Fabales; Fabaceae
Source: RefSeq, a predicted model, not a curated record